GUGGAAAUGUUCUGGGUUUAGAGAGUCAGAGAGCCGCGUGUCCACGAAAGGACAGCGCGUAUCAACUGCCUACGAGGGAGGCCUCGCUUCUCGAGCCGCCUUUCUCUUUAGCUUCGAGCCGCGGCUCAGUUUUCACGGCAGCCUCAUCCAGCAACUACUCGCAGAAUGUCUGGAAGACAGAAACGUGGUGAAACGUUAACGUGAUUUUCUUCGUCUCCUUUGCGUACUGAUUUCGCGCGCGUGAAACGGAUCGAAUGGUAAACUGGUCGAGCGACGAAUAUGUGACUCGAAGACGACGACUGUCAUCGUGCUUUCAGAACGUGCUGUCCGUACGCGAACCGCAAUACAAGAUGAUACUUUUCCCGUUAUUAUGGGUUUUGAUCGUGCCCCCUGCCAUCAUGGGCGGCUACGUUCCACCCGGACCACGGUUCAGAUGUCCCAAAGAACCAAAGUACGUCUAUCCUUGCGUGUGCGUUCGUGGCAGUGACAGAGGCCUUUAUGUUCGUUGCGAGAACACCAAUUUGGCAAGUUUGAGCUUGGCCUUCUCCAAUUUGGGCAACGAGGGCACACCGAUCGAGGAACUUGUUCUCUACAAAUGCAACAUAGGACGUUUUUACGGGCCCGCUCUCUACCCUCUGGACGUUCGAGUGUUAAGGUUCAUCGACACUCCGUUGAGACUGAUAGAAGAACAUAGCUUUCUCGGCGUGAACAGAACUCUGCAAGAACUCUACGUGAUAAACAGCACUCUAGAGAAAUUCCCGCGUCAGGCGUUGCAAAUUUUAGGGAAUCUGAGUAUACUGAGUAUCGUUGGCCAUCGAAUCUCCACUCUACCGGUGGACAGCUUCGCUGACAGCAUCGCGGCUGCUAAAAUCGAAAAAUUGGAGAUCAGCAACGGCACUCUGACUUCUUUGCCCGUGGAAGCGUUGACUCCUCUGAAGAAACUGAAGAAAUUAGAUCUUCACGACAACGAGAUUAAGGAGCUGAAGAGGAAUCAAUUCAAGGGUUUGAGGGACACGGAAUAUCUAGAUCUGUCCCACAAUCAGAUUAACAAGCUCGAUGGAUCUCAUUUGGCCGACUUAACGAAGAUGGGCUGGUGCAAUUUGUCUCACAAUGCCAUUUCAGAUCUAAAGAGGGGAACAUUCGCGAGAAACUCGCUGCUGAAGGUGCUCAAUCUGAGCCACAAUAAAAUCAGAAAACUCGACUCGAAUACCUUCCGUGGCAUGCGCUUCUUGAUAAGAUUGUACUUGAGCGACAAUCAGAUAAACGACGUUGGAAGAGGUACCUUUGGCCCUGUUACCAGGAUAGGCACCAUCGAUCUGGCUAGGAAUUUUAUCAAAAAGAUCGACUUCCAGAUGUUUAAUCAGCUACAGUUCGCAGAGCUGUUGGACGUGUCCGAGAACUUUGUGACAGUGGUAGAAAAGCUGUCCUUCAAAGAUCUUUACUUGGCGAAGAUCAAUUUAUCUCGCAACGAGAUUUCAAAUAUAGAACCAGGCGCCUUCGAAAACUGCGUCAACAUCACGGUCCUGGAUCUAAGUCACAACAAGCUCGAAAAUAUUUCCAGAUACUCGUUCGACAGUGCAACUUACGCGACGGAACUGCGAUUGAGCUACAAUCGAUUCACCGCGGUCAACCAGGUGCCGCUGCACAACAUGACCGGGCUGAAAGUUCUCAACGUGUCGCACAAUUUGAUCCAUUCGGUGCCUCGUCAGACGUUUCCCAAGCUAUACGAGCUGCAUACGAUCGAUCUGUCCCAUAACAACUUGUCCGAAAUCCACAACGCCGUAUUUCAGACUCUCUUCAGUCUUCGUUUCUUAAAUCUAUCGUACAAUUCUCUGGAGAAGAUAAAACCGUCCACGUUCGGUCCUCUGCCAACGCUCUUGGAGUUGGACAUGAGUUACAAUCAAUUGAACGAUAUCGCUCGUGGCAGUUUAACCAGAUUACCAAGCUGCAGGAGCCUGUCCGUCAGGAAUAAUCGUUUGACCAAGAUCUUCCAGUUGCCUAUUUCUCUCGGUAGCCUAGAUUUUUCCGAAAAUUGGCUGGAGGAAAUUCCAACGAUGGACGUAUGGCCCACGAUGAACGCUCUUCUCUCGCUGGAUCUUUCGGGGAAUCGAUUGGGCGAUAACCUGAAACAUGGCAGCUUCGAAAACCUGCUUACCUUGAGGACUUUGAACCUGCGGUCGAACAACAUGACGAGGCCACCGUGGGAGGCACUAAGCACCCUAACUAGCUUGCAGUAUCUUUAUAUGCAGCACAACCAGCUAACCGGAUUAGGAAAGUCCGCGUUCGGACGUCUUCCAAUAGUGUUCGAACUGAAUCUAGCGAACAAUCGGAUAUCGAACGUGAGCACUCGAGCUUUCGAGGGACUGUUGCAGUUGUUGACGCUGAAUUUGACGAACAAUAAACUUACCCACAUCCCCAACGGAGCGUUUCAGAGUCUCGUCUCUUUGAGGUCUUUGGACCUUUCUCACAACAAGCUGGAAAGACUGGAUAACAAAACUCACGGGCUUCUGGACGAUUGUUUAUCUCUGGAGAGGCUCAAUCUCAGUCACAAUAGGAUAUCUUUUAUAACGAAGAAAACGUUUCCCAACGAUCCUUGGAUCCCUUAUCGGUUGAAGGAAGUCGAUCUUUCGUACAACACCAUGCCUGUGCUGACGCACGAACUCACUGUAGGAACGAAAAAGUUGCAGUACUUGAAUAUCAGUCAUAAUAACAUCAACGAGAUUCGAAGAUACGUGAUUGGGAAUUUGACAGCGAUACGAACGCUGGACCUCUCCUACAACGAGAUCAACGACCUCUCAGAACCGGAUAUCUUUGAUCCUCCGAAGAAUUUGACUAAUCUGUACCUGAGUCACAACCGUCUGACUCACGUACCCUUGAACAAGAUCCUUCCGUUGCCAAAAUUGAAGAUUCUCGACGUGAAAUCCAACUCGAUCGGAGUGUUCAACGAUAUGUUCAUGAAAAUCAUAGAAAAUAGCACCAAGCUUCAGUAUACUGGAAAUCCGUUGCACUGCGACUGUUACGUGAGGCCCUUGAAACGAUGGCUGAACGUUCAUACCGAAAUACCGAAGGAAUGGUCGAACGUUAGCUGUGAAAGUCCGCGCUUCCUUGCCAACAAACUGCUGACCGAGGUGACGGAAGAUCUGAUGGCAUGCGGUCAGAGGGAAGUGAAAGAGUAUCCCGAGUUCGACAUCACUCCGGACGUAAAGUAUCGAAAUCUCGAGUACAACGAGGAGGACAAGAGUUGGAAGGCGACGUGGUACGUGACGUCGCGAGAAGACAUCGGCGACUUUUACGUGGUGGUUCGCGAAUCUGGAAGCAGCAAGUCGGCGAUCGAGAAAGAUCUGGUCUACAGCGAGAGGUCCUUUAAAAUUCCAGAGUUACAGGAUUCCGGGACAAAGUACGAGCUGUGCGUGCUGGCGAGAGACUCGGAGGGGAACGUGAAACAUUUUCGAAGCUCUCAGUGUAGGAUAUUGGCGCAGCACGGGCUCGACUCUUCAACGUCGAGGUUCACAGUGAACGCGUUCCUGAUUCUAAUCGCCGUGUCCUUCGCUACUCUAGCGUGAUGGCAGAAGAAAAGAGCGUCGCGACAUCGUGCUAGAUGUUUCGCGCGAUUCUCUCGCUGCUCCCACGACUAACCGUGUAAAUAACGAUACGAUCGUAAAUCAAUGUUCCGGCGUGGAUCGUGGCUGUACAUAGGUUGUGUUUUACCAGUACGCAUCGCGAAGACGUUGACCGUCGUGUAUUUAUUUUUGUAAAAUAUAGUCGCUGAUUGGUACUACGAUUCUCGUUGUUCGCUCUGGACGAAGAAAUAUCACAUGCUCGGGAGAGGCGCAGGCGAUUUGUCGGCAAGGA
This is a messenger RNA of Bombus pascuorum, 3852 nucleotides long. It is a transcript of the gene conv, whose product is annotated as insulin-like growth factor-binding protein complex acid labile subunit. Bases 255 to 3563 code for a protein of 1102 amino acids. Lineage: Eukaryota; Metazoa; Arthropoda; Insecta; Hymenoptera; Apidae. Gene Ontology annotation, molecular function: protein binding. The record is from RefSeq and is a predicted model, not a curated record. Gene Ontology annotation, cellular component: extracellular matrix. The transcript has 12 exons.